AAGAGGAGGCACAGCCACCUCUUUGCGUAAAUCAUCCCCUAAGUCUUUUUUUCUUUGACUCUCAUUCUCGCUACCCUUUGCUUCAGCCUUUUCUAAUCCAUUACUGUUAUUUCUGUCUCAACCUACCCAAUGGCAUCCAGUUCAAUGUCAUCUCGCGGCGGAGGGUCUUGGACUGCCGAGCAGAACAAAGCCUUUGAAAGGGCACUGGCUGUGUAUGACAAGGACACCCCCGACCGUUGGUACAAUGUUGCCAGGGCCGUUGGUGGUAAAACUGCAGAAGAAGUGAAGAGGCACUAUGAGGUCCUUGUUGAGGACAUCAAACAUAUUGAGUCUGGUCAUGUGCCCUUCCCAAAAUACAGGACUACUGGAGGAGGUUCCAAUGGAAACAUGAGUGACAGGAUGAAGAAUAUGAAGCUCCACUGAACUGCUGCUCGAAUCAAGCAAAUAAAGAUCAAGACCUGUGUCGUAAACAACUUAUAGUUAUCCAGUAGGAAUAUUACUAAAUAAUGUUUCUAGAAUUACUAAACCAGAAAAUCAGUGAUUCUGUGUUCUCUUAUCUUUCUAUCAAAGAAGAGACAUUGAAUAUCUGAUCUAUGGUUUCCUCUAUAAGAAUUACUCUACUUCACCUAUUGUUAUGAAAAUUUAUAAAUAUUACUUGUGUUGUUGUUUCCAGUA
This is a messenger RNA of Mangifera indica (mango), 675 nucleotides long. Its product is annotated as protein RADIALIS-like 1. Lineage: Eukaryota; Viridiplantae; Streptophyta; Magnoliopsida; Sapindales; Anacardiaceae. The coding region runs from base 130 to 423 and encodes 97 amino acids. The transcript has 2 exons. The record is from RefSeq and is a predicted model, not a curated record. Gene Ontology annotation, molecular function: DNA-binding transcription factor activity.